Messenger RNA from Drosophila bipectinata, 1059 nucleotides. It is a transcript of the gene Hug, whose product is annotated as protein hugin. NCBI's taxonomy places the organism in Eukaryota, Metazoa, Arthropoda, Insecta, Diptera, Drosophilidae. The record is from RefSeq and is a predicted model, not a curated record.
AAGUGUCCGGCAGAGAGUCAUUAGGCAGCACCGCGUCCCCGAGUGUCCUUAGCGGAGCACAGAAACCGCCCCGGGCAAGCCAACCAAUCGAGUUAUGUGUCGUCCGAGUUAUUGCACACUGCUGCUAAUCGCGGCGUCCUUCUACGUCCUUGUUUGCAGCCAGGCCAAGUCCCUGCAGGGCACGAGCAAACUGGAUUUGGCAAAUCACAUCAGCGCUACCUCUGGCAGAGGAUCAUCAGGACCAGGAACAGGACCAGCAUCAGCAUCCGCAUCAGCAGCAGCAGCAAGGACAUCAAUGAACGAGGCUCGGCAUAAGCGCGCCAUGGGCGAGUACAAGGAGCUGACUGACAUCAUUGACGAGCUGGAGGAGAACAGUUUGGCCCAAAAGGCGAGUGCCACUCUGCCACUGAACGCCGUGCCGCCGCAGGGCCAGGAAUUCGACUUGGAGAGCAUGCCGCCGUUGACCUACUACCUUCUGCUGCAAAAGCUGCGCCAGCUGCAGAGCAGCGGCGAGCCCGCUUAUCGCGUGCGCACGCCACGCCUUGGCCGCAGCAUUGACUUUCAGCAGCUACUGGACGGCGGCGACGGCGGUCGCAGCUCUAGGGGCUUGGAAGUGGGCGUGGCUCUGGCGGGCAGCGAGGAGGCCACUGGCGGGCAGUUCAUGUCGCGCAUGAUAAAGAAAUCGGUGCCGUUCAAGCCGCGCCUGGGAAAACGUGCUCAAGUGUGCGGCGGCGGUGGCGGCGGCGGAGGAGAUUAAGUCACGACAAGGACGCCAGGACACCACACUGCGGAUGCGAAUGCGGACACGGACAUGGAAUGCGGAGGACGUUCCCAGGACAAGGUUGAGGCCAGGCUCGAACCAACUUAGACAUACUCCCACAGACACUUAUGACGGCAAGCGGAAUUCGAUGCGACGCAAAAAUAAUCCACCUAUGAAAGUAAAUGACUAGUUUAUGCUGUUAGCUACCUACAACCGUGUUUUGAGAGGAUCUAAUGAUGUGUAUAUAUAGUGCAUACAAUAUAUUUAUUAUUUAUUUAAAUAAAUUGCAGCUCCCAAAA